AUGAAGCAUCGUUUUGUAGCCGAGUGUAGCUUCCUGCUUCUAGUCUGCCUGACCUUAGCAGAAACCAAGGAGACAUGUACCACUGAUCCGCCUCCUCUGUCCAUCAUCUUCAUCACCAAGAGACCAGGAGGAUUCGACGUCCUCUUGGAAUGUCUGGCACAACAGUCUCGCCGAGACUUCGAACUUAUCAUCGUCGACGAUCUCAACAAGGAGAGGCAUCACGAAGCAGCCAAGUACGCCGAGAACCUUCGAGUUCCUCUGAGAGCCAUCGUACAGAGCAAGCCCAAGACUCGAGGCAAGCGCUUCGGUCAGUGCAACGCCAUCAACACGGGUCUGGUCCUCUCUCGCGCUCCUUUCGUCUCUGUCGUUCAGGACAACGUCUGGCUCCCAGCUCAGUUCGUGGAGAGGACAGUCAAGUUCUUCAAGGAGCAUAAGAGGGAUGUACUCUUGUCCUACCCCGAGAGGAGAGUCGCUCCUCCUCCGGGUCGACUGCAUCACAGCUUGAUGAAUGACCACUCGACUCUAACUAUCUUCGACCCUCCCGUCACUGUCGACCCCAUCGCUGAGGGCUGGGAGGUUCAGUCAUGGAACAACACUAUGACGGCAGACAUCUGGUCCAACAUCGGCAAGGACGAGUUCAUACCCACUGAGUGGUUCGAGUGUGCGGCUUGCACGGCCUCCUGGGAGCUGUACGCGAAGCUCAACGGGCUGGACGAGGCGCUGGAUGUAGGAGACGAUUCACAGGAGGCGAAUGUCAAGGAUAGAGCUGUGAUCAUGGGCCAGAGGAUGAAGGAAAACCCCUCGGACAUCGGCAAGGCCUGGAACGACCUGAAGACUCCUGUCAUCCUGAUCAAUCAUCAUGAGUUCAGUGAGGACGAGACGUGGGCUCGUUUUGAACGAGACACCAACUUCCAUCGAUGGAGGGCGAUGAAGGACUUGAUGGAGUUCGACGAGUAUCCCUUAGAGGCUCCGAACGAGUUCAGCCUGGCUCGAGUGAGAGAGUUGGAGCACAGCUUCGUCCAGUCCCAUCUCGUGACAAGGGACGGUGUUGUCGUCGAUGUCGACUGGUCGUUCCUCCCGAAGCGCACCCUGUCCGAUGACGACCGCAAGCAGCUUCAGGUCGCCAUGGCCCCUCGGUUCGGGUACAAGCCGGAGGUCAUCUUCCUCUACGACAUGGCGCCCGAGGAUGAGGCGAACUGGUCUGACGGGCUCAAGGAGACGCUUCGGCUUCUCCGCCGGCAUUUCCACAUGAUCCUGCUCAACAUCGGGUACAUGAACCUGGAAGAUCAGCCCGAGAUAGACUUUCGCUUGAAGGACACAUUCCACUUCAUCCUCGGCUGGGGAGACUUCUCAGGGAAGGCGGAUUACUUCAUCCGCCAAUACAACGAGCGGAUCAACCCCCGCAGAGCUGAGAAGGGAGUCCAGCUAGCCACUUUCGGCAUCAUUCUACACGGGCCGCACUGCACUCCGGACGAAGAGGCUGCGGCGGUGUAUGGCGUGUUCGUGUGCGACUCGCCAUGGCAAGAGAGGAUGUUGAAGCAAGACUUCCCAUCACUCAACGUGUUUCAAGCCAAAGGUAUCGACCCUCGCCUCCUUCAGCUAGAGGGCCGAAAGGCGGAGGCGCCUGCUUUGGAUUAUGUUGUGAUCGGCGACUUUACCUCCUCGAGUCGACCUGAGUUGUUGAUAGACAAGGAGGGCGUUAGGCUCUUUGCUGGGAGGUACGUGGACAGAAGUUCUCCUGUUAUCGAGGAAGAGCUUCGGGCUGCGGGAGUGCGUGUAGAGCGGAUGCCCAACGCGACCAGAAGGAGAGAGUUGUACCGCAGCAGUCGUGUUGUCUACUUUCCGAUGACGAGCGAGGGUUCAGGAGAAACCAUCUUGUUGGAGGCCAUGGCAUGCAAUGCGAACAUCGAGAUUGAGGACGACAACGAAAAACUUCACGAGCUGCAUUCCAUGCAUCUUGAAAAUGGUUUUGUUCCAGAUUCACAAGCAUACACAGAGGUUCUUGUCAAGGCCUUGUGGAGUGUGCUUGCGCCUGGGGCCCUUAAGUGA
Molecule: messenger RNA, 2049 nt
Organism: Guillardia theta CCMP2712
Lineage: Eukaryota; Cryptophyceae; Pyrenomonadales; Geminigeraceae
Exons: 4
Coding region: 1-2049 (682 amino acids)
Source: RefSeq, a predicted model, not a curated record